This is a messenger RNA of Penicillium expansum, 750 nucleotides long. Its product is annotated as GPR1/FUN34/yaaH. Gene Ontology annotation, molecular function: acetate transmembrane transporter activity. NCBI's taxonomy places the organism in Eukaryota, Fungi, Ascomycota, Eurotiomycetes, Eurotiales, Aspergillaceae. Bases 1 to 750 code for a protein of 249 amino acids. The transcript is spliced from 5 exons. Gene Ontology annotation, cellular component: plasma membrane. The record is from RefSeq and is a predicted model, not a curated record.
AUGAAACUAUCAGCUGAGGGAACUGUUAUGGCCUCCUCGGAGGAGGCAGCUCAGUUGAGCUGUGAUACCUCGUCCUCUCAUGCUAGAAAUAGCAAAGAGCAAGACUUCCAGCCCACCCAGCAGAUUGGCAGUCCAACUGCUCUUGGUAUGGGUGCAUUCGCAAUUGCUUUCACCACUCUAUCGAUGAGUCUCAUGGAGUGGCGAAGCGCAGCCAUCACCAAUGCCUAUAUUGGUAACUGCUUUUUUACAGCUGGCAUGGGUUUGGUAUUGGUGGCCCAGUGGGAGCUUGUGCGCGGGAAUUCCUUUGGCCAUACCGUCUUUGGAGGCUUUGGUCUGUUCAACUUAGCUUUUGGCGCGAUCAAUGCACCGGCCUUUGGGGUAGCAGAUGCCUUCAAAGAUGAUCCCGCGGCAUUGAAUAAUGCCAUUGGAUAUUUUCUGCUCGUAUGGGGGAUAUUCGUUCUCUUCUUUACCGUUGCUGCAAUGCCCAUGAACCUGGUGUACACGGGCAUGCUCGGAACUUCCCAAAUUACAUACACUCUGUUGGCCGCCUCGUACUUCUCGUUCGCAGAUGAUCAUGCAUCUGCUGGACUCGCUCUGAAAAAGGCCGCGGGUGCAUUUGGGUUUGUCUCAGGGUUGUUUGCCUGGUACACCGUCGGCCACCUGAUGUGUCAGGAUGCCCUCCUAUUCUCGUUCCCACUGGGGGAUACGAGUCCCUUGUAUGCACGAUUGCAGCGAAAGAAGAGACACUGA